Sitodiplosis mosellana (orange wheat blossom midge) is the source of this 932-nucleotide messenger RNA. RefSeq lists its product as uncharacterized. The record is from RefSeq and is a predicted model, not a curated record. The transcript has 2 exons. The coding region runs from base 104 to 697 and encodes 197 amino acids. Lineage: Eukaryota; Metazoa; Arthropoda; Insecta; Diptera; Cecidomyiidae.
AUAGGUAACUUGUGAUGUGAUCAGUUUUGCUCUUCGAUUUGCUACGAAAGGAUAUCCAAAAACGAAUUUUAUAUGUUUUCAAGCGUAAAGUUUUUUUGAAAAAAUGUGGCAAACACUUAUUUUACUGGUGUCUUUCAUUUUCGUGUCAGCAUUUGGAGCUCCUCAGCUUGAUGCAUACUAUGCACCUCAAACUAUACAAACGAUAGGCCCUUCGACUCAAUAUGUUUUGUUGUACCCGCAAUAUCGAUAUGUAGUGCCUCGAGACGGUGAAGCUGGAGAAUUCGGCAAUGAUUUCUGGCAAUCUUUGACCAAUUACUUCAGUAGUUGUGGUGAUGGCGGCGGUGGCGGCGCAUAUUUCCGUAGAAUAAUUCCACCGACAAUCGAAACGAAAAUCCCCGAAGGAGACACAGAAAAGCAAGGUGAAGCCGAAAAAGAAAUCGGAAUCGAUCGAAAACCAUCGAAACCAUUUUAUUAUGUAUUGCCACCGUCUCCUGGAUUUAAUUACUAUUUUCCGCAACCGAAUCUCUUCAAUCAACCAAUUAUUGAGUCGAAAUACAUUGCAUCCAGUUCGUUUCGAAUGCCAAACGCAAAAUCAAUCAACGUUCAAGUGGUUUCGAAGAAUGGCGAAAAAAACACGAAUAAUCCUUCAAAUAUAGAAAUCAGCAAUGGACAUGCUAAUGAGAAGAACGUCAAUUAGGAAAACAAAAAAACAAACAAACAAAAAAGCAUUUUGAUUAAGAAGUUUAUUGAAAAUAUAAAAAAAUCAAAAAAAUAAAUAAAUAUUUAAAUCUUAGCAUUCGAUUUAAUGAAAUGAAAUACAAAAUUGGUUAGCCUUGAGUUUCUUAUCACGUCGAGUAAAUUUCAAUAAUUUUAGUGUGUAUCUUGUGAGCGAAGAAAAAAAAUGAAAUUAAAUAAAUAAAUAUUCACAAUGA